Messenger RNA from Sabethes cyaneus, 1250 nucleotides. It is a transcript of the gene Vta1, whose product is annotated as vacuolar protein sorting-associated protein VTA1 homolog. Lineage: Eukaryota; Metazoa; Arthropoda; Insecta; Diptera; Culicidae. Gene Ontology annotation, biological process: late endosome to vacuole transport via multivesicular body sorting pathway. The coding region runs from base 69 to 1058 and encodes 329 amino acids. Gene Ontology annotation, cellular component: multivesicular body. The transcript has a single exon. The record is from RefSeq and is a predicted model, not a curated record.
UAUUAGAUUUCACAUCGUAAAUAAGUGGCCAUUUCCGUCGUAUCUAGUUUUUUCUCUGUUGAAAAGCGAUGGCCACUAACAUACCGGAUGUUCCGCCGUCGCUGCGAGCCAUUGCGCACUACCUGAAAACGGCACAGGAACACGAUACUCGGGAUGCGAUCAUCAGCUACUGGUGCCGUCUGUACGCGCUGCAGUUGGGGCUGAAAAUCAACAGCCAGGGCACCGAAGAGCGUAAGUUUUUAGUGUCCGUAAUGGAUUGGUUGGAGAAAAUGAAAAAAUCCCAUGCGGAUAACGAAUCCAUUACCAAUGAGGUGGCAGCGCAGGCUUAUUUGGAAAAUUACGCUCUGAAAUUGUUUCUCUAUGCUGAUAAGCAGGAUCGGGCAGCUAAUUUUGGGAAAAAUGUAGUGAAGGCGUUUUAUACAGCCGGAAUGAUUUAUGAUGUUCUGCAAACGUUCGGUGAAUUAACGGAAGAAGUUACUCAGAAUCGAAAGUAUGCCAAAUGGAAGGCGUCCUACAUUCAUAAUUGUUUGAAGAACGGCGAGACGCCAGUUCCCGGUCCAAUGAAAACAGACGAAGAUGACGAAAUGGAGAACGAAUUCCAGAAUUUAGGGCCUACUGGCACGGGUGAAUCGAACGAAGAACCCGCAGCCGGACCGAGCAAUGCACCACCACAGGCACCGUAUCCCUCAAUGGGAUUUCAAAGUUUCCCGCAACCAGGAGGAGGACAUCCUCCUUAUCAAACGCCAGUUGGUCCACCAUCGGCGCCUACCGGUUUCACCACUAAUGACCCUUUCAGUAACGUAAAACCACCGACGCCUCCGAGUGAACCGGAGAAACCUCCGGGUGGAUUUCAACCGUAUACUGGUCCGCAAGUAGGCACCGGCGAUGUAAGCACACAGCUUGGCUCGUCCGGUGCUAAACUGACGUCAGAUCAACUGAACAAGGCGCAAAAAUAUUGCAAGUGGGCCGGCAGUGCGCUGAACUAUGAAGAUGUCAAAACGGCCAUCGAUAAUCUUCAGAAGGCACUUCGCCUUUUGCAAACCGGACAGGAUGGCUGAGCAAAUUGGCUGAAUAGUAAAAGCUCUAGUGCGGUAUUCAGUUUUGCCCUGCCGUUCGGUGCGGUUUUGAAAUGUACAUGCUUUUAAAUGCCUUGGCCAGCACGAACCCUUGUUGAUUAUAUGUAAUUGAAACAGAUAUAUGUCCUCGAUUAUAAGUGCUUUGCGAUUAACAAUAAAAAUAUACUAUACUCA